This is a messenger RNA of Epinephelus lanceolatus (giant grouper), 8387 nucleotides long. RefSeq names its product tight junction protein 2b (zona occludens 2) (gene tjp2b). Gene Ontology annotation, molecular function: cell adhesion molecule binding. Gene Ontology annotation, cellular component: plasma membrane; bicellular tight junction. Lineage: Eukaryota; Metazoa; Chordata; Actinopteri; Perciformes; Serranidae. The record is from RefSeq and is a predicted model, not a curated record. Gene Ontology annotation, biological process: cell-cell junction organization; positive regulation of blood-brain barrier permeability; establishment of endothelial intestinal barrier.
AGGUAGGACACAGAGGCAGGAAGGUUAAGCGCUUGCUCCUGUGGGAAGCUGACUUUGGUUGUGAUGUCGUCUAAACUCCCCAAACUGAGCCAGACCAUGCUGAAGCAGGAAUUUGCUAGUCAGGGCUGUGGGUUUGACAGAGCAAGGGGACCACAGCUGCUCUGCUCACAGGAGCACUGAGGAAGCUCCUCUGCUAGCCAUGAGUCUGGAGUGGCUGCCGACUGGCUGCUGCGCCGGCUACCCCAGCUGGCAUCGGUGCAGGCUGGCCGAGACAGGCAAGAUUGCGGCCUCAGAUGGCUGCAGGGAAAGGGGAGGCGGCAGCGACGGUGGGGGGACCAGGAUCCAGCUGAGGGGGCUGGACACUGAACAGCUGAAAGGCAGCCUGGUGGUCCUCUACGCACCUGCUGGGAACUCCUGUCUGCUCAGACUGAGCUCAGGGAUGGAAGAGAUGGUCUGGGAGCAGUACACAGUCACUCUGCAGCGGGACUCUAAGAUGGGAUUCGGCAUCGCUGUGUCAGGUGGGCGUGACAACCCCAAUGUGGACAACGGUGAGACAUCAAUCAUCGUGUCAGACGUGCUGCAGGGAGGACCAGCAGAUGGAUUACUCUUUGAGAAUGAUCGUGUCAUUCAGGUCAACAACAUCCCCAUGGACAACGUGCCUCAUUCUUUUGCUGUGCAGUCCCUCCGUAAAUGUGGAAAAGUGGCUAAAAUAACGGUGAAGAGACCUCGUAAGGUGUCAGUCCACUCACAGAAGCAGCCCCCCUCCCCAGGUGGAGAGAGUCGGGAAUACGCUCCUUCCUCUCACUACUAUGACGCCGAUAAUGACAACGGCUGGUACCGUGAUGAAGGCCGGGACCACACUAUGGACAGCAAAGGAUACCUGGACCCUGAGUACAGGGGAGGGCGGGACUCCAACCAGAGAGGGAGGAGCCGCGGGAGGAGCCAGGAGAGAAGCUCGCCCAGCCCGGACAGAUCCAGGAGGGAUGGCAGCCGAGGACGAGCCCUGGACACCAGCGCCGAGCGUCACAGGUACAACAGCAGAGGCCGCAGCCCAGGGGACAGCUAUCGCAUGGAGGACAAGUAUGAGCGAGGAGAAGGAGGAGGAGGAAGAGGAGGGAGGUAUAGGAGCAGGGACCGACUUAAUGACAACCCUCCAUCCCCAGAACCUUCCAGAGAGCGGGAGCCGCUGGAGAAACCUGUCAACGUCCUGCUGGUGAAGAACAGACCCAGUGAAGAGUAUGGUCUACGUCUGGGGAGUCAGAUCUUCAUCAAACAGAUGACCAGUACAGGCCUGGCUGCCAAAGAUGGGAACCUGCAGGAAGGAGACAUCAUUCUCAAGAUCAACGGGACAGUGACAGAGAACCUCUCUCUGCAUGACGCUGGGAAGCUGAUAGAGAAGUCAAGGGGGAAGCUGCAGCUGGUGGUCCAGAGAGACCACCGUCAGAUCCUCGUCCGCAUCCCCCCCCUCGCAGACUCCGACUCUGAUAAUGACGACAUAUCAGAGAUGGAGUCAUACCAUUCCUAUUCUCCCCCAGAAGAGAGGAGGUCCCGCCAGUCUGACCUGUCCUCCCACUCUUCUAAUGAAAGAGACAACCCCAGGGAAGAGCCCAUGAGGACAGCUGAGAUGUCAGCGAUGGCCUCCCCGUUCAGAGUUCCCGAAGAUCCCCAGGCCUCAGCCGAGCUGAACAAAGACACACCGCACACUGAGGAGCCUCCAGCUGCUGUAACAGCCACGCCCAAGAUUCUCCUCCGACCAAGUCCAGAAGAUGAGAAAAUAUACGGACCGAACACAGUGAUGGUGAAUUUCCAGAAGGGAGACAGCGUGGGGCUGAGGCUGGCAGGAGGUAAUGAUGUUGGCAUCUUCAUUGCUAGUGUUCAAGAGGGCAGUCCUGCUGAAGAGGAGGGCCUGCGCAUCGGAGAUCAAAUCCUAAAGGUGAACAAUGUGGAUUUUCAAGGUGUAGUGAGAGAAGAAGCAGUGCUCUUCCUGUUGGAGAUUCCUAAAGGGGAAGUGGUCACCAUCCUGGCACAGAGCAAACCUGAUGUCUAUAAUGAUAUCUUGGUGUCGGGGCGUGGAGACUCCUUCUUCAUCCGGACCCACUUUGAGUACGAGAAGGAGACUCCUCAGAGCCUGGCCUUCAGCCGGGGGGACAUCUUUAAGGUGGUGGACACUCUGUAUGACGGCAAGCUUGGCAACUGGCUGGCAAUUCGUGUUGGCAAGGACAAGCAGCUACUGGAGAAGGGCAUCAUCCCCAACAAGAGCAGAGCGGAGCAGAUGGCCAGUGUCCAGAGCUCUCAUAAAGCUGUUGCCGGUGAUCGAGCGGACUUCUGGCGGUUGCGAGCUAACCGUUCUGGGAAGAGGAAGGACCUGAGGAAGAGCAGAGAAAACCUGAGCAGUCAGACCCUGGCCACGCGCUUCCCAGCAUACGAACGAGUGGUGCUCCGAGAAGCUGGUUUCCAGCGUCCUGUGGUGCUGUUCGGACCCAUCGCUGAUGCUGCCAAUGAGAAACUGGCUUCUGAGAUGCCUGAUCUGUUUGUUAUUGCCAAAACCGAGCCGAAAGAUGCUGGCUCUGAGAAGUCCUCAGGAGUGGUCCGCCUAAACACCAUCCGACAAAUCAUUGAGCAGGACAAGCAUGCCCUGCUGGACGUGACCCCCAAGGCAGUGGACACCCUGAACUACACCCAGUGGUACCCCAUUGUCAUCUUCUUCAACCCAGACAGCAAGCACGGCAUCAAGGCCAUGCGACAGAGGAUUGUCCCCAACUCCAACCGCAGCGCCCGCAAACUCUAUGAACAAGCCGUCAAACUGAGGAAGACCUGCUCUCACUUAUUCACUGCCACCAUCGAUCUGAACUCUGCCAACGACGCCUGGUAUGGCAGUGUCAAAGAGUCUGUCAGAGAGCAGCAGAUGCAGGCUGUCUGGGUUUCUGACGGCAAGCUGGAGGGAGUAGAGAGUGAUCUGGACUGCCAGGACGUGGAGCGUUUGUCCUUCCUGUCUGCCAUGUCCGCUGAUUACCUCAGCAUGGACAGCCGGCUGACAUCUGACCUCGACGACACCGCUGACGAGGGCGGGGCCUACACUGACAAUGAGCCCGAUGUCGAGAUGAUGCACAUCUCUGCCAUCAGUCGCUCGUCUGAGCCUGUCACAGCUGAGGAGAUCUUGCGCAGGUACAGUCCAGACAUCAGGAGUCGCAUGCGGAAAAUCAGUAGCCGUGAUGUCCUAAACAGGUCCAGCCCUCCACCUGCCUUCUUAACAGACAGCAAGGUGAAACUGUCUUUGAGGGACGAUCCAGUCCUCCUAUCAGGCUCCACCAACCCACACCAUCACCACCGUCACCACCACCCUCCACCCCCCAGCUCCAGCCGAAGUUAUGACUCUCCGUCCAGCAGCAGCCCAGCCAGCAGCAACAACGACCCUCCACCACCCAUCUCCCGUUCAGCUGCUUCCUCUGGCCCUCCACCCCUGCCUCCGGCUCACCACUUCAACUCCAGUAACAAACUGUGGCCCCUGGGAGCACCCCAACCCCCCACCACACCCAAGCCCAGCAGUUGCGGGAGUACUGCAGAAGCUGCAGUUCACUCACCCGCUGCUCUGCCCAGUGCAAUUGUGGCAGCCUGUAGGCAACAGGGGGAGACAGCACAGGACAGCUCUGUGGAGGAUCCGUCCAUGAGGUCCUUCCUGGGGAAGAUCAAAGCUUUUGAGAAGAUGGAUCACUUUGCCCGAGCCCAAAGGAUGCUGGAACUGCAGGAGGCGCAGAAUGCCAGGUUGGAAAUUGCUCAGAAGCACCCAGACAUCUAUGCUGUUCCUCUGAAGACACCCAAGCUGGAUCACAGUCGUCCACAGCCUAUCGGCUCCAGCUCCUGUCCUGAACCCCAGACUGCUCCAUCCUCCAAGGAGGGACGUCCCUUCUACCCCAGCGAGGAGGAGGCCGAGGAGGAGACAGUGCCGGGAUACUACACCGCCAACUCCUACCAGUACCAGGAUACCCAACUGUAGGGUCAGCACACAGCAGCUGUGCCAGCCCUCAGCUUCCUGGACAUACAUGUACACAUGCACUGCAAAUGCAGUCUAGUAACACACAUACCAUUCCAUCAUGCCCUGCCUAAGUAAGCUGCUGACUUUGAACUGACUCUUGCUUCUUUGAUAAUGAGGGGGAAAAAUAACACUAUUUUUUUUGCUUCAUGGAAGUUAAAGCAAUCUGUUCUAUCCAUUUGGAUAGGAACACACUUCCUCACUUUACUUUUUAUGUUGUAUUUGAUUGUUUCUUUCUUAUGUACCACUUUUAAUGGUCAAAACUGAGUGAUUAGGAACUACUUGUUUUCUUGCCUAUGCAACUCUUCAGUUUGUGCACAGCAGCUGAAACCUAUUGCCACGAGUUUUGCCCUCACAAAAACCUCAACAAACCUAAAAACCACAAUGCGCUUUAUCACAUCUAUCCCCUUCUUUUAUUGCCAGCUACGAUCAACAAAGGUUACCUAUAUAUUAUUACAUAUAACGCACACACACACACAUAUAUAUAUAUGUAUGUGUAUAUAUAUAUAUAUACAUAUAUAUAUAUAUAUGUAUUCAAAGUAAAGUGUUUAUACUCUGUCUUUGCAUUCCUCCGUAUAUGACAAUGCCUGUGUAUACAUACAGUAUAUAUCUAUACAUAUAUAUAUAUAUAUAUAUUCUAUCUAGUAACACUGGAAUUUGUUACAAUUUUUUGAAGUGCCUUUUACUUUCUUAGUCCCAUGAGGUUCGGGUUGUCUUUCCUCUGCCCCUCAGCCACCCAGCCGUACUAAAACCUCUGCUGCUGUCAAGCUUAAAGGGAAACCAGGGAACCAGUGACACCAAAAUCUCAAUGCUGUCCCCACACACUGUACUGUCUACUGUCACCUCCAGUGACUAAACACACCCACAAAAAUACAGUGCACACCUUGUAGCCAGUCCUAUCUGCCAUGUGUAACAAAGAGCACUGUCUGAUCUCUAGAAUCCUGUCAAGAACAAUAUCAGUGUAAAACCAGUUUGAAAUUUGAAACUGAGAAAUUAGAGUUGGUCAAAGUUGUAAUCUGUAAAGGCCCAGUCACCUCAGCAAUAAAACAAAUUGGUGGCUAAUUUUUUUUUAAUUUCAACUGCGAAAUGGGUGUACAAGCUUGUGGGGUCAAAGUAAAUCUGCACAAAUCUUUUGUGGCAAGUUAAAUUUUGAACUUACAUGAGCAGUGAUUGACAUGGCAUUAGAGACUACUCCUUGCCCUUAUUGAUUGAUUUCUUUCAGGCAUGGUGGAUUCUUGCAAAUGCCAUUAGCAGCACUAUGAGGAACCAGAUAAAUAUGAUUUGUCACAGAUUAUCUGUAUCAUGUGCUAUUGUCAGGAUGUAGUGACAGUUUCAGCAAAUAUAUCACAAAGUUAUUUUUAUAAAAGUUAUCUUCCGAACCUUUAAACAAUAGUGAAUUGUCAUGGUGAUCUUUGAAGGAAUGAAGAGCCAGAGAGGCUAAAACAAAAGAGGCUAUCAUUAUUAGCUGUGCUCCACUUUUAUAUUAACUCCUCUGUCAGAGUAUAAACUGCUCGACAAAAGAGGCAAGGAUUUUAUCUACUUAUGAUCAGUGAUGUAGUGGUAGUUGAUGAGGUGGGUGUACUACUAGGUAGAUGGGUAGAUUAUCCAGGGGGAGGUGGGUAUACUCCAUGGAUGUAUAAAAAGAACUGGAUACAGCAUUGAAGGGAGGGCCUUCAUUCUUAUGAUAGUUGCUCAGUGGCGCAUGAAGCCAAAAUGUUUCAACUGCCACGUACAAAAUUGCCCGGAUGAUCAGCCCAUGGAGCAAGCACACUAGAGACUUAAGCCGGCCAAGCUAGCUACUUCCGGUUACCACUCCUUUAACUUGAUGGGAGAUGGGAUGAUUUAAUUUGCUUUUAGUGUUCCCAGUGGUGGUCAGACAUAAUGGAUUAAAUCCCAACAGUAAAAUAAGUCAUUUUGCAGGGGUUGCGACGGUCAAAAAAAAUGUAUCCGUUGAUUUACAGAUAUCUCUUUCCCAAUGUUAGUCUAUGAGGAAAAGUAGUUUGGGGCUGCAGGGCAUUACAGGAUGGUGUAAUUCCACUGUUUGGCCCAAGCCACCCAGGAACAGCGCCAGGCUUUGAUGCCAAUUUUACAUAGUGACCAAAAGUGAAAUAACAAUGACCAGGUCUGUCACAUGAUGCCAUGGGGCCCAAAAAGAAUUUUUCCUAUAGACUUACAUCACAAAAGAGACGUCUGUAAAUCACACAUUUUUUUGAGCAUCGCAACCCCUGUGAAAUAAUCUGUUUCACUAUCAGAAUUUGAUCCAUUCGGUCCGAUAACAUUUCCAAAGUCUAGAAGAGUUGUACAAUUAAAUCAUUUUAUUCCAAUUCAAGUUAGGGGCUGCCUACACCAGAAGACAGCUGCUCAGCUGACAGAAGUUACCCACUUGGCUGCAGUUGGAGCCACUGAGCAGCUUACAUGGGACUGAAUGGGGCCUCGCCUCCAAUGCUGUAUCCAGUUCUCUUUAUACAUCCAUGGUUUGGCCACUGCCAAACUCUGGCUUCAAAGCAUGGUGCACUUCCUGGGGGCCUGGUAUGCUCCUCUAUAUAUUUUUGGCUGAUAUGUGGGUAUACUCUCAAUGGCCAGAAAAGAGGUGGCUAUACCCCAUAUACCUGCAUGUACCCUCCACUACACUGCUCAUGAGACAAAAGUCGAAGGUACAAAUAUGUCUUAUGAAUAAGUUGUGUAAACCUACUGUCCCAAUAGCAACCAAUUUAACUAGCUAGCUAAACUAAUGUAGUUAGCCAUUAAGCUAGUUCAGGCGAGCUAGCAUGACUGACUAGUGCCAUCAUUUUUUCUGGUUAGCAUGUCAGUGACUUGCGGGUCGUAGGAUUUUUUGCUGCAGCACCACGGCUGGCCACUCAGGCAAACUGGCAACAAGGCUCACUCUUCACAUCAUCCAGCUCCAGUGACACAUCCAUGAGUUAGCUUGCCAGCUACUGUAGUUUGUAAACUCAUCCUGCAAACAGUCACUGUGUCACCAAGCUUAUAGCACUACCUAUUUUACAAGGACAUGCAAUGAACUUUGCUAUGCCACCUUCUGGUGUGACUGGGCCUUAAGAUUUCUUUUUUCUUAUUGUUGCCGUCUUUGGUGCUCAGUAUUCAGUGCUGUGCUGUUUUUGCACUGUACCUCCCAGCCAAAAAUGAUUUGCCAGUCUUAACUGUGUGGCCAGUAGCAUGACGUCUUUUGCCUUGGAAUGUUUUGUUGAUUAAGCUCCUGCAGGUGGUGCCCUCCUCUGUCUGUUCAGCCAUGGUGGCUAUCACUGCCUAUGCUAACAGCCCUGUUAAAUGAUAAGGUUGGUGAUAUUCUACAUUUUUCUUAUGGUUAUCAAAUUCCAUGCGCAGACCAGCAAUAAAUGUAUCCUACUAGCAUGUAUUGUGAGUGUACCCAGCACUUGAUGUAUCUUUUUCCUCUGUGCCAUAGAGCUCCAUUGUUGUCCAAAAACUAUUAGAGACAAGACCAGAACACCAAAUGUGGAUUAAUCCACUGUUGACAAUAGUUCUCAACAAGUGCACUAUUUCUUCGAGUUUAAAUAACAUUUGAUAAAAACUACAGUGACCACCUAUUUUAGGAAAUUACUGAGCCUUUUUUAAAAUGAAACUAUAUAUGUCAUCAUUAGGAACCAGAAAGUAUUGGAUGGACUAACACAGUGUUGAUUUUGGUCUUUAUGUAACAAUAAGAAAAAUAAAUAAAUAACACCAGUCUUAUCUGUUCAAAGCUGUGUCCCAUUUCAAACAGCUUCCUAUCAAGACUGAAUAAGAGGAGCUGGAUCAGUCCUCCAAAGGUAUGCCUGGAUAAACUUGGGGCCAAUGGGGUGUGUUGCCUAGAUUUUGACACAGAAACACACACAUACACAAACCUACCAGAAAGGGAGUCAAGCAAAGGCAAUCUUUAAGGAGCUGGCUGAAUUAUUUUUGUGUUUUAUCAGUCAUCCACAGAGUGGAGAAAAACAAAUUUACAAAUGUCUGAAGCCACAUUUUCUAACCCACAGAAAUAUGUGUUCUGCCCUGGUCUGUGUCUGUGGUGGAGGCAGUCAGUUUUAUUUGAUCUGGACUCCAUUAUCAGUGUGAAUGGGUGGUGUCCCACAUGUUUCAAAUAUGCUUGAUUGUAUAUCUCAGUUAACUCUUUACCUCCACACAUGAGCUACAAAGUGCUUACUGUCCAAAUCCAAGUGCUAAUAAGGGACGUCCCUCACAAUGGAUUGGCAUUGAACUCCUGAAGUAUAAUGUACUGUGUCAUGGCAGAGGGUUAUAUUACAGACGAGAUGGAGAGAAUGAGAAGAAUGAUUGGACUGUGUCUGCUGAGUGUUUCCAUGUUUUCACCGUAAGACACCAAAUAAAACAAAAAGUCUUAACCACA